AUGGCAGAAAUUCUUGAAUGGACUGUUAAAAAGUUUGAGCCAAAUAUUCGUUUACCUAAACAAAUGGAUAGUGAACAAGAACGCGUUUUAUUUGUUAAAAGUGUUGUGCUUUCUUUGUUACAAAAGGCGCAUGUUAAAUUAAAUCCAAAAAAUGUUUAUCAAUCAGAUGGCCAUGCAGUUAGAGAAAUACUUCCAGUACUUAAAAUGCUCUACAAAAGUUUAAAAACACAUAAUUUAUUGAAAUCUGAAAAUAAUGUUGGAAUAAAUAAAGAAGAAUCUACUCAAAUUAAUUUUUUAAGAAGCCAAGUUAAUUUGAAGGUGGGUAAGUUUAAUAAUGGAAUGGGUGAUUUCAAAAAAUUUAUAACAGAGGGAUUGUUAAGGCUUUUGAUUUAA
This is a messenger RNA of Meloidogyne enterolobii, 393 nucleotides long. The record is from the annotation of a GenBank genome assembly. Lineage: Eukaryota; Metazoa; Nematoda; Chromadorea; Rhabditida; Meloidogynidae.